This is a messenger RNA of Eruca vesicaria subsp. sativa (arugula), 720 nucleotides long. The record is from the annotation of a GenBank genome assembly. NCBI's taxonomy places the organism in Eukaryota, Viridiplantae, Streptophyta, Magnoliopsida, Brassicales, Brassicaceae.
AUGAAAAGGGUCAAGAGGUCUAAGAAACAAGAUGAAAGGAUUGUAAACGAUCCAUUUAAGGAGCUUCCUAAUGAACUGAACGAAGAUAUUCUCAUGAAACUGCCGCCGAGAUCCAUAGCCAGGCUCCAUUUCGCUUCUAAACACUUGUCAUCGAUAAUCCUCGGCAAACAGUUCACCGAGCGGUUCAUGACUCGAUCUUCAGCUCAGCCGCGUCAUCUUGUCAUUGUGCACGGUGGCGAACACUACGUGAAGAUGCAUCGCUUUCACUCCAUCUCUCAAGAGUAUCCCCAUCGUCAUGAUUAUGGAUGUGAAGGGAUAUGCAGGGAUGGACUACCCGAAGAUGAUACGGUUCAAGAGUUUGGUGAGCUGGUGAAUCACUCUGGAAAGAUAACCAUAGCGACUCUAGGAUGUAGCGGACCAGUUGACCUAUGGGUUCUGGAAGAUGUCAACAACGAAAUAUGGUCAAAAUCUGUUGUUGUGAUGCCUUCUGUGGCAGAUAUAUUUGGAAUGUCUUAUACGUUCUUUAGAGGUAUGCUUGGUACUGGGGAGAUGAUAUUAAAACCAAUCAUCACAUCUCCUGAACCCUAUUUUUUGGUUUGUUACAAUCCGGAGGAGGGAGAAUUCAGACAAAUUGUGAUUGAUGAAAUUUAUAAUUUUUGUUAUGAAUCUAAUACUUUUCAAGUCUUUUUCGAUCAUGUAGAGAGUUAUAUGGUUCUGUGA